CAAUUCAUUUAAUAAAAAGUUUCCAUAAAAAGAAAACUUCCUACAAUGUCCUCACCUCUCUAUAUCUUCCUCCUGUUCGCCGUCUUCAUCAGCCACCGUGGAGCCACCACUGAAGCUGCCGUCGAACCAGUUAAGGACAUCAAUGGAAAACCUCUCCUAGCAGGGUACAACUACUACAUCUUGCCUGUAGUUCGCGGCCGCGGAGGCGGAUUAACCAUGUCCAACUUCAAAAACGAAACCUGUCCGAGAAGUGUGAUCCAAGACCAGUUCGAAGUCUCUCAAGGCUUACCGGUUAAAUUCUCACCAUAUGACAAAUCAAGAAUCGUCCGUGUCUCAACUGAUCAAAACAUCAAAUUCUCUCCAACCUCGAUAUGGGAAUUAGCCAAUUUCGACGAGAGGACGAGUCAAUGGUUCAUUUCAACUUGUGGCGUUGAAGGGAAUCCGGGUCAGAAAACGGUUGGUAACUGGUUCAAGAUCGACGAAUUUGAAAAAGAUUACAAGAUCAGGUUUUGUCCUACUGUCUGCAAUUUCUGCAAAGUCAUCUGUAGAGACGUUGGAGUGUUUGUGCAAGAUGGAAAGAGAAGACUUGCUUUAAGUGAGGUUCCAUUAAAGGUUAUGUUCAAAAAAGCAUACUAGAUACAACCAAUUCCACAAUAAUUUACAAAUGCUUUU
This is a messenger RNA of Arabidopsis arenosa, 672 nucleotides long. The record is from the annotation of a GenBank genome assembly. Lineage: Eukaryota; Viridiplantae; Streptophyta; Magnoliopsida; Brassicales; Brassicaceae.